UACUACGACAUUAGGUUUAGUCUUGUGUAGUUUGUUACAAGUCUAAGAUCUUGGUCCGGUACGACCGCCAAUAGAAAGUGAAAUGUAAAUAUUUUUACUUUUUUUUGUUCUAACAUAACAAUCUGAUAAGACUGAACAGAAAUACGAUUUUUAACCAAAAAAUAAAAUAUAUAUAUAUAGCAGUGUAACUCUGUGGAUAUAUCAGACAACUCGUUACAAUGUGGAUAAUACAUAUACUACUGCUAGUUUUACCUCUUCUGGUAUACUCUGAACCAGAAAAUAAUGUUCAAAUGACCAGAACUUCUAUCAAAGUGGCUAGAAACCUCGACCCAAGUGCUAUGGAAACUUUGGAAGUUAAGACCCGAACCGGUGAUAUUGCGACUAUUGUAGUGAAAAAACGUGACGGCAGACAACACUUCUCCAGACCCAUGGCGAAAUCAGAUUUUAAUGUGACAGCGUCUAGUGGUGAGGCAACGUUUAGGGUACCAGAUCCAGUGAUCAUACGGUCAGAAUCUGUUUUUGUAAAAAAUCAAAAAGACCAAGAAGAAAAAAAAUCUAGAAGUUUAUUUCACGUCGACUCUGACGGUAUACCAGUUAUUACCGGUGUUCGAGAGCCAGACGAUGAAAACGACUCCCAGGUUUGGAGAAACGCGAGAGUUAUCAAUGGUAUUUUAGUACCAAAUACCAACAAAACUGACCAUCAUGUGAUGAAAGAAGAAUACAAACCUGUUGCUCCCAUGUUCAACGGAGUUUGGCAGGUCGCUAAAAAAAAACCGGAAUCGGAUAAAGAACAACCUAACUCGAACAAUGACCAGACAUAUUUUUCUCCUCAGGAUGCGGUUCAAAACGAAAAGUAUAUGACAGAUAAGAUUUUGGGUUUUAUAAAAAACAUCAAUGGAAAUAUUUUAAGCGACGAUCAACGACGAUCCGCAAGGAUGGUAGAACCUCAAAUUGAAGCUCGCGUUCUACACGCUCCAAGUGUUAGUGUAUUUCCGAAUUCCGCUAUGUACUCGCCGCCUAAAAAAGUUUCAAGAGUGUCGUUUGAAGAAAGUGCAAGAACACCCGUGUUGCAGUACGCCCAUCCAGAACUAGGAGUACAAGCUGCCAAAUAUGAGCCGUCCGUAGAAGAAACACCGAGGGACGGGAGAAGGCAACAAGCUUUAGCGUACUUUUCUCACGAUAUUCAUGCAGAUCGGAGUCCUUUUGCAUUCGAACCUGGCUUAGAAAAAGAAUCGAGGGUCAAAGUUCCUAAAAAAUAUACACCGCAUUAUAACUUCCCUGAUAAACACGGAAAAUAUGGUUCAAAUUACUAUAUGAACGACGAUGGAUCUUUUUGGAAUUUGAUGAAAGAUAAAAUGAAAUCCAGUUUUAAUACAGUCACUGAUCUAACGAGACCAGUUGUGGAUCCACUCGUGGAAGCAACACACAAAAUUACUGGAAAUUUGGGUUUUGGUAAUGGAAAUCGAGAACUUACCAAUGUUGUUAAAGAAAAACUAGGUAUGGUCGCAUCGCCAUCUGUAUUACUACCAGCGUUAGGCCUAGUAGCUGGAGGAGCCGCUUUGGGACUAGGAGCAGUAGCUGUUGGAAGGUACUUGGAUUACGAUGUCGUUAGAAUGAGAAACAACGAUGACUAUAUUGAACUGCAACGAGCAUUGAAUAAUGGAAAAUUCCAACCAUUUGUAGUCGAACCUGAAACUUCAGAAAACAAAAAUACCGAAACAGCAAAGAGAACUCGAAGAUCAUUACCAAUCGCAACACCAAAAAUCCAUAUGAAUCGUAAAUUAAGAAAAGUUAAAUUAAAUCGUAAAAAACUUUUAAAAUCCUAAUAGUACCUAAAUGUAAUAAAACACCUAUUUGCUUAUAAGUUAUAACAAUUUAACUAAAGGUAAUAAUUACACUUAAUCUGUUCUAUGGUCAUAAAUAAUGAUUAAGAAUAUGUUAAAUUAAUUUAAGUAACUUAUUUAUUAGUUUGAUAGUAGUAUGAUGUAAUAAAAAUAUGUAAUG
Messenger RNA from Adelges cooleyi (spruce gall adelgid), 2004 nucleotides. RefSeq lists its product as uncharacterized. The record is from RefSeq and is a predicted model, not a curated record. NCBI's taxonomy places the organism in Eukaryota, Metazoa, Arthropoda, Insecta, Hemiptera, Adelgidae. The coding region runs from base 219 to 1826 and encodes 535 amino acids. The transcript is spliced from 3 exons.